Messenger RNA from Hydatigera taeniaeformis, 753 nucleotides. The record is from the annotation of a GenBank genome assembly. Lineage: Eukaryota; Metazoa; Platyhelminthes; Cestoda; Cyclophyllidea; Taeniidae.
AUGGAGUCGGUUACCGCCUUAUUGGCUGUUUGGAGGUAUAUUGGCCUGCUAAAUCGCAAGGCCUCGGCUACUGCGACUGUGGCGGUGCGCGCAAAUCCACCUAACGGCACACUCAUCGCUGAUUGGCUGUCCGAGGGGUUUAAAGAAUCGUUCGCGUCCACCGCUGUUACACAGUUGCCUCCUUCGCUCACCGUCACAACAGCACUUUCCAUUCACACCGCCUUCAGCACCGACUUCAUCUCUCCCACCGUCUCCACCAUCACAGACUACUACACACACUCAGAAGGUCUUAUCACUCACGUGAACAUUGCACACCCAGGCAUACUACCAUCGCUGGUGGAUUUGACGCUGAAAGUCCCUUCCAAUGGUUUGGACUAUUGGAUUGCCCUUUGGGAGAUCUCUCCAACUCCUCUUGACCCUUCUUCUCACCGUCGCAUGGCUCCUCCCCAGUGGAACAGGUGCAAUUCAGUGGCUGUAAGUCCCCUCAAUCGUUUUUUUGUCUGCUUUCUUCCAUCACCAACACCACCAUCGUUUUUUCGUCCCCUUCGACUUGGGUGCCUAGCCGACCAGACAUCAUUGACAAUCAUCGAUCAUUUUGAUGAAGGCUUGACAGCGUGUCGAACAGCCUCCUUCCCGGUCUGGGGAGGCUAUUAUGGUGGUAGUAGUAGUAGUGAUGGUGGCGAUGGUGAUGGUGGUGGUGGGGGUGAGGUGGAGGAGAAGGAGGAGGAGGAGGAGGAAUGGUUGUCCACAUAG